GGGGGGAUUUUGGGGCGGUUUGGGGGGAUUUGGGGAGGGGAACGGGGGAGGGGAGGGGGGGUUCAGCCCCGCCGCCCCCUCCCCGAGCGCGGAGCGGCGCAAAAUGGCCACGGCGCUGCACAAACCCCUCAAAUGCCUCGGGGAGGAGUUCUACCGCGAGGCGCUGGAGCACUGCCGCAGCUACAACGCGCGGCUCUGCGCCGAGCGCAGCCUCCGCCUGCCCUUCCUGGACGCGCAGACCGGCGUGGCGCAGAGCAACUCCUACAUCUGGAUGGAGCGCGCCCACCGCCGCCCCGGCCUGUCCCCGGGUCAGAUCUACUCGUACCCCGCCCGCUGCUGGCGAAAGAAGCGGCGCCUGAACAUCCUCGAGGCCCCGCGGCUGCGGCCAUACUGCGAGGCGCCGCUGCGGAAGGAGGGGUCACUGCCCGAGGGGCCCGUCCUGGAGGCGCUGCUGAGCGCCGAGACCCCCGAGAGCCGCGACGAGGAGGGGACCCCCGAGGGACCGGUCAGUGUGUCCGUGUGUCCAUCCGUGUGUCCGUCUGUCCGUGUGUCCAUCCGUGUGUCCAUCCGUGUGUCCAUCUGUGUGUCCGUGUGUCCGUCCCGGUGCUGCUGAGCGCCGAGACCCCCGAGAGCCGC
Molecule: messenger RNA, 636 nt
Organism: Taeniopygia guttata (zebra finch)
Lineage: Eukaryota; Metazoa; Chordata; Aves; Passeriformes; Estrildidae
Source: RefSeq, a predicted model, not a curated record